GAAAACCAGGGGUGGGAGAGUUUAAGGGAAAAAAAGGAGACAGGCGGGGAGAACAGGGGAAUUUUAUACUGACAGAAGCGUCGGGUAAGAACCUGAAUUUCUGAAAUCUUUUGUUUCUCGCACUUUCACAUUGGGAAAUUAAAGCCCACCGCGUCGCCAGCACUCAAACCCAGAACUCAUGGGUUAACAGAAUCUAUUCAGAAGAUAUCCACCCAGUGAUCCAAUGAACAACCGUAAGGAAGACAUGGAAAUCGCAUCACACUACCGGCAGCUCCUACGUGAGCUUAAUGAGCAGCGGCAACAUGGCAUCUUGUGUGAUGCGUGUGUGGUAGUUGAAGGUAAGAUCUUCAAGGCACACAAGAAUGUGCUGCUAGGGAGCAGCCGCUACUUUAAGACACUCUAUUGCCAGGUAAAAAAAGGAACAGAGCAACAGGCUACCAUCACACAUCUGGACAUUGUGACAGCACAGGGUUUCAAGACUAUUCUGGACUUCAUGUAUUCUGCACACCUGGCACUAACCAGUAAGAAUGUUAUUGAGGUUAUGUCUGCCGCCAGCUACCUGCAAAUGACGGAGAUUGUGCAGGCAUGUCAUGGCUUUAUCAGGGCAGCGCUGGACAUUAGCAUUCGUUCUGAGCUGGCUGACAUGGAGCUGUCCAAUAUAGAGAUUGGUGGCAUAAUUGGCACAGGAAUGGGUACUGCUGGAGGAGCCUCUGAAGCACUAGUUUCCAUGAUCUCAGCUCGCAGCUCUUCACCAUGGCUGGUACGUCGUACCAGUCCUGCCAACUCAUCAGGGGACUCAGCAAUUGCCAGCUGCCAUGAAAGUGGCAGCACCUACAGCAAGGAGGAGCAUGAACCUAAAAGCCACGAGGAAGCAUGGCCAAAUGAGUAUCGCUCACUUCAAGUCAAAGAGGAGCAGGGAUCACCAUCUAGCGCUCAGGACAGGACCAGCCAAGAGGCACAGGGAACACCCAUAGAGCAGAGCAAUGGAGGUGAGGGGGGCUGGCAAGCACCUGGUUCAAGACGUAGGAAGAACCGAAAAAACAAGGACACAGUAAGGCACAUCAUGCAACAAAACGAGAGCAGUAGUUGUGGUGGUUCUCCGAUGCCUUCCAUGAUUUCAACAGCCAGCUGGAGCUACAACAAUCAAGCUGACAUUCCAGGAGCAGAUGAGGCUGAGCCCAGUUCAGAUACCAAAGACCAGCGGAUGGACUUUUUCAUGAAGCAGGAGGAAGCACUAUCCGGCGAUCUUGGCUUCAAUGGCUCUUCAUUGGCUAGUGACAGGGAGGAGGUGGUGGGAGAAAUUAAGGAGCAAGGUGGUUCUGUGGCAAAUUUGCGGGCAGCACUAAUGAGCAAGAACAGCCUGCUGUCUCUUGGGACAGAGAUGUUUAGUGAAGAAAAUACUCUUCUCUUUGACUACUUGCCCAAAGGAGGACAUUCUCUUUCCCUAAAUGACUUCACAGUGAUCAGGAAGAAAUUCAAGUGUCCGUACUGCAGUUUCUCAGCCAUGCACCAGUGUAUCCUGAAGAGGCAUAUGCGCUCUCACACAGGCGAGAGGCCCUACCCCUGUGAAAUCUGUGGCAAGAAGUUCACCCGCCGUGAGCACAUGAAACGGCAUACACUGGUACACAGUAAGGAUAAAAAGUAUGUAUGUAAGGUCUGCAGUCGAGUCUUCAUGUCAGCCGCCAGUGUAGGCAUCAAACAUGGUUCCCGUCGUCAUGGUGUUUGUACUGAGUGCUCAGGUCGUGGUAUGGCCGCCCUGCUAGACCACAAUGGAGAGGAGGAAGAGCUUCUGUACCCUGGCAAUCACCGUUUCCCCAAUGAUGGUGAAGAAGAGAUGAUCCCUGAAGCAGAGCUAAUGGAGGAAACAGGUGAAGAUGGAGAAGGUACAAAAUGGCCGGAUGACUCAGAUAUGGCUCAGCGCAAUGAAGGUGUCACAGAUGAUACCAAGGAGGAGAGUGAUUCAGUGCAAGAAGGUGAGACCAGAGCGGGAAGUGAUAAAGAAUUUGCAUGGAUUUCCUAGUUGUGUGCCAGGAGUGUGUUCCAUCCUGAAGCACCGUCUGACACGUGUGUCAGCCUAAAAUGUAAGAGUCAGAUCUCUGUGUGUAAAGGAGGCCACAUGCACACGUACCAAGCCUAGAGAUGAAGAUUUGACAGCCAAACAAGAGAAGGGAAUCCUCUCUUUAUCCUGCAAUGUGUGUCUGAGCCAGUGCUUCAUCUUCUUCCUUCUUUCAUCCUAAGGACCAGAUGAGUUGAGACAUGGUGUUUUGUAUAAUUUAUUUCUGACCAGAGGGAAUAAAAGUGUCUUGGAUGUUGCUGUUAAUCAAUCACACCCUGCUGAGGGCCUGGAGAAAGAAAGGCUAUGACCGGCUCCUUACUCAGUUACCACUGGCUGCUGUGUUAACUAUAUAAAAUCUGGGUAUGUCAAAUGACUUUCAGCAGUUUUGAGCACAUUGUUUUUUUGCAAACAAACAAACAAAAACUGCCACAGACUUGCACUUUAAAUAUUGACUGUCCUGUCAAUUCCUUGUUUUUGUGGUUUACAUUUUUAUUCCAAUUUACAAUUAUGGUAACCGCUCUUACCUUUAAAUAUACAGUUCCUCAAGACUGUUAUAUAUUUGUGCAGAGUUUGCUGAUUAUAAUGUAUGUUUUUAAAUUUUUUCUUUCUUUGCCAAUUAUUUUUUUCUUAGAUCAUGUGCAAAAAUCAGAUGUGUAUAUUUGAUGAUUGUGUGUUUAUAAAAGACAAUGGCUAGAAAGAGAACACUAUGCAGAAAUGAAUGUCAGCUGUAAUUUUAGUUUCUCCUUCAAGAAAGUCUUUCAAGGGAGCACGAGAGAUAGUGUUUUUGUUUCAUUUUUGAAUUAAUUGUAUUAUUACUUUUUUUAUCUUUAAUAUUUGCAUAUAACUUGCAUUCCAUGUCUUAGUCAGGGGAAAGGCUUGAUUUAUUAAGAUAAUAUUCAGUGAGAGGUGAUUGUAAGUGUGUUAAUGUUUGAAUGUAUAUGCACAUGUGAGCUAUAUAGGACUCAAAGGUUGUGGAAUUGUUGAAUAUGUGAAGCCAACUAAAAUAGGUAUAAGUCUUUACUGCUAUUGAUCACUUUCUCUGAAUUGUCCCUUACUAGCUUAUUGCAUUUUGCUUUUUCCAUUCUUGGAUUGAAUUUUACCUUCUGCCUCUGAAAUCUUGAAACCUCUAUAAUUUGACAGGGAGAGCCAUUCCUUCCUCAAAACGUAUUUGUUACAUCUGGACUUAAAAAUGUAUGGCUCAUGGAUCACACCAUUUUGAUCUUUUGUGAUAUUUCUUUUUAAUAUCUCUACUUGUUCUCUGUUACUUUCCAUUCCUCUUUAAGAAUGUUUUUCUCCUUAUAUUAUUGAUGUCUAGUUUGUUAAAAACGUAAAAGGUUUGUGUUUAAAAUACCUUAGGUCUGGCGCAUGCUUUAGGUGAAAUUUGUCUGUUUAUUUUGGUUGAUAGGUUAUUUAUUAAACCUAUGAUUAUUCAUCUAUUUAGAUAUUUUCACCUUUCUGUUGUCUCUAGCUGCAAGAGCACAAACAGUAAAAAAAAAAAAGUUAUUUUAUGUAUGACAGCAAUUUGUGAAUGUUUUCAGUGUUUCAAUGUGUGUUCUUGCUAUGAGUACUGAUUAUUAUUAUUAUUAUUAUUAUUAUUAUUAUUAUUAUUAUUAUUGUCACUAAGUGCUGGAUGCUAAGCUUUAUUGGAAAUUUAAUUUACCUAUUUCUUUUUUUUUGGACGAGCAUACACUCUUAGAUUUGCCUUGUUUGUGGGCAGUCAACUGUGUGGCUUUUUAUGAUGAGUGCCAGUUGCAUUUCUACUUGAUAUUUUAAUUGACGUUUUGUUCUCACAAGAAGAGAAACCUGCAGCUUGGUUGCUCUUGAUUAGAUGUUGUCAGAGCGAUAUAUACUGCACAUGUUUCUUUAUUAAUGACAUAAACUAAAGUAAUGAACAUUAUACCAAAAACUAUCUAGUAUACUUUGUAUACAUUACAUGAAGUGCUUUUAUUUCAACUGUGCAGGUGUGAAGCUUUGAAUAGUGGUUUUCUUUGUAAAAUUAUCAUUUGUCACUGAAUCUAGAAUGCACAGAUGAUUUUUGUCAUAAUAUGGAAUAAAGGGCGUUCACGUACAAUGAAUUUAGCUUUAAAAAUGUUGCCCUUUGAGACCUGCUCAAAGCUUCAUUCAUAUGUGCUACCUUGGGCACAGAGAUCUAAGCUCUGGCAUUGGCUUGGAAAUUAGAGGAAAUGUUAUCCUAAGUGAUACAAGUCUUGGCUAUGUAAUACAUUUAAUGCCUCUAAGACUGGGAUAUUUUUCUUGUUUUUCUUUGUUUAACUUAUUGUGAUCCUCAAUUCAAAUAAAAUGCAAAAAAUCUUUUUAAAUUAAUAGAAGGGAAUGGGAUGACAUCAUUUGAAUCUCGUGACUUUUAUCAGAAAGAUGCCUAAAUGCAUUUUUGUGGAUGUCAGGUACAUAAGUAUUUGGACAAGGACACAAUUUUCAUAUUUUUGCCAUCUGUUCACCACCAGAAUCAGAUCUGAAAUGAAGGAAUCAAGAUGUGAUUAAAGCAUAGACCUAUAGCUUUAAUUUAAGGGAUAAUGCAAAAAUAUUAUUAUAUUAAGAUAAUAAAUGCCAAAACUUUGCAGCAUGAGCAUCACACAAUGCGGAUUUUUUCCUCUUAAGGUGCUUUGCUUUACUACAGCAUCUACAGUUGCUGCUUGUUUGUGGGUCUUUCAGUUUUAUUUUUUAAUAAAUAAAAAAGCAUGCUAAACUGGGUUAAGUUCAGGUGACUGAUAUGGCCUUUAAACACAUUUCUUAGAAAUGUUUGGUGCUUUCGUGAUUCAUUUUGGAUCAUCUGUUGUAUGAAGGCCGGUCCUAGCAGAUUUAUAGCAUUUGACUGAUGCUGACCAGAAAGUAUAAAUAUAUACAUGUUUUUAGAGUUCAUUCUACUACUUCAGCAACCACAUGCUAAAUAAACCACCUGUGACUCAGUUCCAUUUGGAGCCAUACAUGCCCAUGCUGUAACAUUGUCUCCAUGUUUGAUGAUGAUGUGGGAUACAUUGGAACAUUAGUCCUUCUUUUCCUUCUUCACAUUCUUCUGUCCUAAGCAUUCUGGUCCGACUUAAACUUUUAAAGUUUAACUAAAGUGUUAUCAAGGGUUUGCAUCUUGAGGUAAACUUCCUGUAUUUACAUUUACUAAGGCAUCUCUUUAUUGUGAGCUUAGACACUUAUAUGCUUAUUUCCUUUCGUGGGUUACUGACUUUUCUUCACCAAAGUAAAAAUCAUCCACUUUAUGUGUCUUCCGUGCCUUUUGGUGUUACUAAGUGCAUUCCGGUGCAUUUAAGAAUGUACCAAAUUGUUUAUAAAUCUCCCAAUGUUUUGCUAUGGCUCUGUUCUAUUUUUUCAGCCUAAUGAUGGCCACUAUUUAUCUCCUUAAUUUGUCAUGAAAUAACAAAGAAGCAGGCCACUUCUGGCCAUGAAAUUGUUUUAUUGGUCAGUUGUCCAAUUACAUUUGAGCCUGUAAAAAUGGAGGGACUUUGUAAAAAAAAAAAAAAGUGAUGUAUUUCUGUUGUUAUGCAUAUUUUUUGUUAUAUUGCAAACAUAUUGUGCAUUUUUGUUAAAUCCCUUAAAUUAAAUCACUU
Clarias gariepinus (North African catfish) is the source of this 5631-nucleotide messenger RNA. RefSeq names its product zinc finger and BTB domain containing 46 (gene zbtb46). The record is from RefSeq and is a predicted model, not a curated record. Gene Ontology annotation, biological process: regulation of transcription by RNA polymerase II. The transcript is spliced from 5 exons. Gene Ontology annotation, molecular function: RNA polymerase II cis-regulatory region sequence-specific DNA binding; protein binding; DNA-binding transcription factor activity, RNA polymerase II-specific. The coding region runs from base 224 to 2020 and encodes 598 amino acids. NCBI's taxonomy places the organism in Eukaryota, Metazoa, Chordata, Actinopteri, Siluriformes, Clariidae.